GAGAAACCGACGUAUGACAUACCUAGUUGGUGUGUUCUCCAAUCUUCCGAUAAGCCAAAAAAAAAGGCCGAACAAGUAAUGAGAAAAAAUAAAAAUCAACAUUCGCCGGGCAAAUCUACAUCAUCUACAUCAUUUGAAAUUACAUUAAAAAUUUGCAAUUGCAAAUUUGAAAAAAAUAAAAAAUUGAAAAACUUUUAAACAAAGAAUUAAUGAACUCGUAGAAAUGGAAAUGUAUUUUGAAAGUGCAAGUGCCGGAAACUUUGUUAGUUUAGUGGGAAAAUGAAAUUAUGGUGAAAAUUUAUUCAAGUGGAAAUGGAAUUGGAGAAAAAAUGAGAUUUUGUUAAAUCGUCCUAUCAUCAAUUGGCUGGAAAAUGUGAAAGAAUUUUGUAAUUUAUACUGAAUAAUGAAAAUAUCGAUAACGCUGCACGCGGUGCGGCGAUCUACGUGUAUGAAAAAAUUUAUAAUGACUGGAGGAACCGGAUCAGGAUGAAAGACUACGAAUGUAUAAUGUCCAGUAGGAUUUCCAUGUUGAACAAGGGAUCACAACCAGAAACCGCAGGCGGUUACUGCAAUUAACGUAUCACCUUUCAUCGGUUUUCAUCCACGUUUUGCACUACCAAUUAUAUGAUUUCAUUUGGUAACCAGUACAGUCCUGUUUUACGUUGGUCAACCAAGUCAACCAAGUGUGGAUAUAUAAGCAAAGAAAUCCCAAAUAAUGAUAUAUUAUUGAAUUAUUCAAGUGAAAGAUAAUCAUUGAAAAAUAGAGAAACACCGCAUCAUGCAAGCAUGAUCCGUCCAGACGGAAGUACGAUAAAGCACAGUUUUCCCGCUGCCACCACCGCCGCCACCGCCACACGAAACGAGGUAAUAAAAACAAAAGGGAUUCUUCGUUGAGGACAUGAAAAUGUAUUCUGUCCAGCUUUCUGUUUGUCUAGUGCUUUCUUUGAAUAAUCAAAUGGCGCUAAAAAAAAUCUCUUUUACCACGGAGCAAGUGUAGCAGGACAAUGUGCAGAAGUGGGCAGUGAAAAGUGAUAGAAAGGUUUUUAUGGUGGGCUCUUUGGGGGAGAAGGAAGAGAAAGAACAAACGUGAAAAGAGUAUAGAUGCCCGGGCUGCCGGGAUUGCAAGAUAAAGUGGGGUGGGCAGAAGGCCGAUAUACAAGAGAGGAUGACCUAGUCGUGUGGGAGUGGGGCGCUUGGGAUGCUCCGGAUUAUCGGUUAAGAUCGGAUGGAGGGGAAGGAAGGAAGUACGGAAAAUACUUGGCAUCUAAAUGUCACGCCGAUUACAGUUGUAGAGGAUACAAACAACUUUUUCGGGGGUUUUCCUGGCAAAACUUCCUCCUACACAACAACCCAGGCAAUAGUGGUUGCAUUGGUACUUGGAAGCAUCGUAAUAGGCACCGUAAUAGGAAACAUACUAGUGUGUGUGGCGGUAUGUUUAGUUCGAAAAUUACGACAACCCUGUAACUACUUACUCGUGAGUCUAGCAGUGAGUGAUCUCUGUGUUGCCCUUUUGGUGAUGCCAAUGGCACUGCUAUACGAGAUAUUGGGCACCUGGUCAUUUGGACAAUUUCUAUGUGAUCUGUGGGUGAGCUUUGAUGUUCUCAGUUGUGCAGCGAGCAUUCUCAAUCUUUGUAUGAUAUCCGUUGACAGAUACUGGGCCAUCACAAAACCACUGAAGUACGGUGUGAAACGAACCCCACGACGUAUGAUACUCUGCGUUACUCUCGUCUGGCUCCUUGCAGCUUGUAUUAGUCUUCCACCUCUUCUUAUUCUCGGCAACGAACAUAAGUUCGAGAUGGGUGCUUGGCAUUGCGACGUCUGUCAAAACUUUGGAUAUCAGAUUUAUGCAACUCUUGGCAGUUUCUACAUACCACUAAUCGUCAUGAUUGAGGUCUAUUAUAAAAUUUUUUGCGCGGCACGAAGAAUAGUACUCGAGGAAAGGCGUGCCCAGAGUCACCUCGAGGCCCACUGCAAUGUGGAUAUAGAACCAUCAACGCAUCACACGAGUGCCGUUGGUCGACCGUUGAAUUUUGACGCUCAACCCACUCACAGUAGUCCCACCAUUAAACAACACCGCAGCUCCAGUGCUUCUACCACGUGUAGCGGACACGGAGUCAAGUGCUUUGCAGGUGGUCCACGCAAGAGCAAUGAAUCACAGUGUCCAAUGUUAUUAAAAACUGACAAAACAAUAGUUUCAUCAACUACCGUGAUAACAAAAUCAACAAUCGUGCGAAAUCAUUUCAAUAGCACUUGCAGUGUAUCGAAUUCUCCACAUCAGAAGAAACUUCGAUUUCAAUUAGCCAAGGAGCGAAAAGCGAGCACUACACUUGGCAUUAUAAUGAGUGCAUUUACUAUUUGCUGGUUACCAUUUUUCGUUCUCGCUCUGGUGCGUCCAUUCUUGAGUGAUCCCAAGGCUAUUCCAAAAUCACUCUCCAGCUUAUUUCUCUGGUUGGGCUAUUGCAAUAGUCUCCUCAAUCCAAUAAUUUAUGCGACAUUGAAUCGUGAUUUUCGCAAGCCAUUUCGCGAAAUUUUAUUCUUUCGUUGUGGUAAUUUGAAUCACAUGAUGAGAGAAGAAUUUUACCACAGUCAGUUUGGGGAUCCAGUCAAUAAUUAUGUUAUUAAAUCUUGUGAGCAUGACGAAGGUGGUGAAUGCCUUGAGAAUCAUGCUCUAGAGACCACAAUUGAUGGGGCUAACAAUCCAGCCAACGAGAGUUUUCUAUGAUCAACGGAUCAAUGUAGUAGAAAAAUGGCUGAAGUGACUCUCGUCAGAUCUCUCAACUCAACCAGUAGUGGAUAAAUUCAUUCCUCGUGACCCUUUAAAGCUACAGGAUGAAAAGCUACGGAUAAUAAAAAUAAUAAAUGGAUGAUGCAAAAGAAAUCACAAAGCGAUUAUUCAUGGCAUUUUCCCAGUGGCACAUCAUCCCCCUUGCUUCACUCUCGUGUGACUCUGCCUUCGAUCCAAAGUGAUCCAAAGUGAAAAGAGUCAACUGAUGGAGAGAAGAAAAAAAAUGCUUGUGAUCCAUCAAACACUGUCAAUGACCUCUGAUUAAAUUGCAAAGCUCAACAAAGGAAUCAUUGAUUGAUGCUUUUUUCGCAAUUGAGAAAGAAGAACCAAUUUUCCAAACAAAGAUAGAGUACGUGAGACUAUAGUGGUCGCCAUUGGAUUUUGGCGUGGAAUCUUGUUUGAAUCAGAUAAACUAUCAUUUAUAAUAUUGCUAUCUCUGAAAUAAUGGUAAAUUUAUCAUCAAGAGAGAGAGAGAGAGA
This is a messenger RNA of Diachasma alloeum, 3264 nucleotides long. It is a transcript of the gene 5-HT7, whose product is annotated as 5-hydroxytryptamine receptor 1. The coding region runs from base 1226 to 2722 and encodes 498 amino acids. The record is from RefSeq and is a predicted model, not a curated record. Gene Ontology annotation, cellular component: plasma membrane. NCBI's taxonomy places the organism in Eukaryota, Metazoa, Arthropoda, Insecta, Hymenoptera, Braconidae. Gene Ontology annotation, biological process: adenylate cyclase-activating adrenergic receptor signaling pathway. The transcript is spliced from 8 exons. Gene Ontology annotation, molecular function: G protein-coupled acetylcholine receptor activity.